AAUCAAACAAAUCGAAUCUCGAAAACUCUACAAUCACUUAGUAACAACAACAACAACAUCAUCAACAUCUCUACCUACAACAACUUCAGAGAGAGAGAGCGCGCCCAUAAAAAAAACAACAACAACAGUUACAGAAACGAAGGGAGCCAAGUAACAGUACCGUUAGAAGCAGUUAACGAAAUGAAUAUGAGUGGUGCCUGAGAAAAGAAAUGCCGUAGGAAUUACAAUUACAAGAGAAUCUGAUACGCAAGAACGGCAGACCACAAUACAGAGACAUAAGAGAGCGUACGCCAGAAGAAGACAACACCAACACCAACAACAACAACAGCAGCCGCACCUGACGUACAACAACAACUACCACCAGUCGACAACAAUUAAAGAGAGUGUCUUCUUCACUCUCUUUUUGAAUGUGUGUGGGGCUCGUUCGCCAAAAAUAUAUCAAGUAGCAGAGAGAGAGAGUGGGAGAGAGAGAUUGACAAGCAAACAACAACCAACCUAACGGCACCCAUCCAUCAUCAGCAGCAGGCCAGCUGAGAGCGCUGAGCGCCAGAGGCAGGAAACAAGCUGCUCUCUCUUAAUCUCUCUACGAAAAUUCUGCGAGACGCUCCCCCCCUUCCCACGCACGCACAGACACACACACACAAACCAUCACAACAAAGUGAACGGUUAUUUUUUUUGAUAGAUCGAUAGAAGUGCUAUCGAUAAACGUGUAUAUAUAUAACUAUAUAUACAAACAGAAAGAGGAAGAGCACGCAGAGUAUUUUGUUGAAUAAAAUACUCGUGCCCCAAACAAACUCAGGAUAUGUACGGAAACAAUAAUCCGGGUAGUAACAAUAAUAACGGUGGUUAUCCCCCAUACGGUUACAACAAGUCGAGCGGUGGGCGUGGAUUUGGCAUGUCGCAUUCACUGCCAUCUGGAAUGGAUACAGAAUUCUCAUUUCCAAGUUCCUCGUCUCGUCGCGGUUACAAUGAGUUUCCCGGCGGCGGUGGCAUUGGCAUUGGUGCCAAUGGCGGCAGUGCCAAUAAUCUUGGCGGCAAUAUGUGCAACCUGCUGCCAAUGACCAGCAACAAUUCGCUUAGCAAUCUGUGCGGACUGUCGCUGGGCAGCGGCGGCAGCGAUGAUCACAUGAUGAUGCACGAUCAGCGAUCCAGCAACACCAAUCUGAUUGUGAACUACUUGCCCCAGGAUAUGACUGAUCGCGAGCUGUACGCCUUAUUCAGAGCCAUUGGACCCAUCAACACGUGCAGAAUCAUGAGAGACUAUAAGACUGGCUACAGUUUUGGUUAUGCUUUCGUGGACUUCACGUCGGAAAUGGACUCACAGCGCGCCAUCAAAGUUCUGAAUGGCAUUACGGUGCGCAACAAGCGGCUAAAGGUUUCUUAUGCUCGUCCUGGCGGUGAAUCCAUCAAGGAUACCAAUCUGUAUGUGACCAAUCUGCCGCGCACCAUUACCGAUGAUCAGCUGGACACGAUCUUUGGCAAAUACGGUUCCAUUGUGCAGAAGAAUAUCUUGCGUGACAAGCUGACGGGUCGGCCGAGGGGCGUGGCAUUUGUGCGCUAUAACAAACGGGAGGAGGCACAGGAGGCCAUCUCGGCACUGAACAAUGUCAUACCCGAGGGCGGGUCCCAGCCGCUGUCCGUGCGCCUGGCCGAGGAGCAUGGCAAGGCGAAGGCGGCGCAUUUCAUGUCACAGAUUGGCGUGCCAGCGCCAAAUGCACCACCGCCGCCACCACCACCACCGCCCCAUAUGGCGGCCGGCUUCAACAACAUGGUUCACAGAGACGGAGCUAUGGAAAAAUUACGCUCAUUAUUCGAUGCUAUAUGCGAUGCUAUCUUUGGUCUCGAUAGUGACAACUUUGCUGAUUUGCUUGACGGACUGUACCGUAGGAAGUACCAUUAUCCCUACUUAUAAUUGACACCGCAUCAGCAGCAGCAACUACAACAACAUCAGCUGCAGGCGAUUGGCAAUAGCAACAGUAAUAACAACAGUAACACCAAUAUUAACAAUAUGCUACUCUACCAUCAACAAUAUCAUCAACAACAACAAGAAAUACAACGCCUGGGCAAUACUGCUGCUGCUCAUAGUUUGAGCCCGAAUGGAGGAAUCAACAUCAACAACAACAACAACAACUUCAAUCAAUCCAAUAACAAUCUCUCCAACAAUCAUUUGGAUGUAAUACGACAGAAUGGAGUCGCUGCCCUGAAUUAUCUUCAACAACAACUGCAAUUACAGCAGCCGCAAUCACAACAGCCACUACUAUCACCACCACCGUACCAGCCACAGCCGUCGAAUGGACACUCAUCCCGUCAACAACAACAACAGCAAAAGCAUCAACAGCCCUCCAGUAGUAGCAGUCUAAACAAUGGCCACACCAACAACCAAACCAACAGUGGCAGUAAUGAAAUGCUACACAGAAAUAAUACAAACCAAGUCAACACAUAUAACAACAACAGCGGUAGUAACCAGAACAACAACAGUUACACCAAUAACAACAGUACUGGACUGCCACUCACCAACAAUUACAACAACAGCAGUAAUGGUGGACUAACACUUAACAAUAGUUACUCCAACAACAGUGGAAAUGGCCUGGCACUCAACAGCAGCUACCCUAAUAGCUGUAAAAGUGGGCUGGCACUCAACAAUACCUACACCAACAACAGUGCCAGUGGUCUGGCACUAAGCAACAGUUUCAGCAAAAUUAGUGGGAAUGCCCUGGGACUCAACAACACCAACAACAGUAACAGUGUUCUGUCGCUCAACAACUCUUACUCGAACAACAGUAGUAGUGGUCUGGCACUUAGCAACAGCUUCACCAACAACAGUGGGAAUAGCCUGUCACUCAACAACUCUUACUCGAACAACAGUAGUAGUAACAGUGGUCUAGCGCGCCAAUGCAACUCAGGCCAAAAUAGCAGUUACACCAACAAUCAGAGUCGCGCAGGCCCAACCAACUGCAGCAACGACAACAAUGGUCUACAGCAACACAACAGCAACAGCAGUCAUAACAAUCAGAGCAACGGCAGCCACAGUCGUCGCUCGCCACAAAAUGAGUUCAGCUUCAAUAUAUCGACCACUGAACAGGAGCUGCAGCAGCAAACACUCAAGCUGCAGCAACUGCACAUCAGCAACAGCUUCCAUUCAACAUCAGCAGCAACAACAAGUGAAGGAACAACAACAGCAGCCACGGCAGCCCCGACAACCACAGCCAAUCACACAUCAAAUGUUGGCUUCCUCUGGCGUACAUAGCCUCAAACGUUUAAUUAAAAGAGAAAAAAUAUAUAUAUAACAAAUUAUAUAUGAAACCCUUAUAUGGAUCAUCGUAGUAGCAGUGCCCAUUGAAACCAUUUAUCCGUAUAGAUACGAAAUCCAAAAUUUUAUGUUCUCAAACCCCGAUACCUUUUUUUGUGUAUGUUCCUCAUUCGAACUUAUAUGUUGUAGUACGUUUUUUUUUCUUUUUGUGCUUUUUUUUGGGAUGAAUCUUUUUUUUCUUUUUGUAACUAGCUGUAAGACAAGACAAUUAUCUAUAUAAAAGAAAUACAUAACUAUAUUAUAUACAUAUAGAUGGAGAGAUCUAGAUCGAAGAAAAAGGCGAUCAUUUUUUUUGCGUACACCUAGAGAAAGAACUACGAAAACACAUUUUUUUGUCACAUAUUUAUAAUUAUCAAUAAUAUACAAAAAAAAAAAAGAGUAUAUACAAGAAUACAUAUAUAUAUAUAUAUACAAAAACACACACAUAUAAUUAUAUAUCUAAUACUACAUAGCAUACUUGUAGGCGUGAAGACAUAAGCUCUGUUUUUUUUUCUCCGUGUCUGAAACUGAUUUUUUUGGCGCGAACUAUGCCGCAACAACGUACACGAAUUUCGUGUAUGUUUAUAGCUGAAGUUAAUCCAGAUACUAUAUGAUUAUCUUAUAAAUAUGGUUUUUUUUUUCAUUAUUUAUAAUCCAAUUUUUUUGUCUAUUCAAUAUAUACCGUAACCAUAAUGGACUGGAAAGGAGGCUGCGCGUGCUCAAGUUUUCAGGCUGUUUACAAAUAAACGAAAACAAAAAAAUACAAGAGAAAUACUUAGCUAGAGAUAGGCUCGAGCAGAGGGCGAACUUUGAGUGGGGAACGGCACGAGACGCUAUAUCCCCACACGAAAUUACGUAAUAUCAAUUUUUUUCAUAGCUAUAGAGAAGAAACGCUUCCUUUUUUUUUUAUAACAUAAUCGAUGUGAAAUCCACUUUUUUUUUUUAGUUUAUUUUAUGAAAAGACUUGAGCAUGUGGCAGCGAAAACGAAAGCAAGCAUUGUAAGAAGGAAAGCAAAAGAAUGAAUGAAACCACGUGAUAAAAGAGUCCGACGAAAGGAAAAUCAGAAGAGACAGAAAUACAGAGAAUAGAAAUGGAAAAGCAAAUAAAAGGAAAACAAAAGCACUCAAAAUCUUAAGCGCCUGUGGGUGAGGGGUUGAGACAACUGGUCUAGGCGUAAAAUAUGAACUAUCCAAUUUUUUAUUUAAUCAUCCCGCACUGUUUUUUGUUUUUAUUUUCAUGUACUUAGUUUUAAGUUUGUUUUUGAUUUUCGUUUCAAUUUAUUAUGAUAUUUCUUGGCCAGCCAUGCUCUCCCCCCCCCCCUAAAAGCAGAAAGCAUUCACAAUUUUUUCGGUGUAGGUGCGUAAAUUUAGGGAAAACAUAAACCCCAUAAACACCUAACAAUAUUUGUAUGCAUAAACCUAUGAAUGUGAAAACUUUUAAUUUGUCCACAGAAAAUUUUAAUUUUUGAAAAACCCAUUUAUUUCUAGUUUUAUUUCACAGUUCCACAUCUGGCUUCAAAAUAUAAUAAUUACCAACAAAUAAGCAACAAAUAUUAUCUAAUAAACAUUUUCACCAUCUGAAACAUGCACACUGAGUUUUCUUUUAGUUUAUUAGCGUUUUUAUUUCUUUUAGCCAAGACCCCUUUCCCAGAGUUUGUGCGGAAGAAAAAAUGUCAACGAAUUAGUACACUUAAAAGAAUUUUUUUUUUUUCAAAAUAAAAACUAGCUUUAAGAGAAAACGUAAGCUAAAUAAAAGUAUUUGAAAGGCGAGUCGAAACACAGUAAGAACUCGAUUGAACCUACAGCUUGGUUGUGCUGAACACUCAAACGUUACGAUUCUAAACAGAAAAAAACAAUACCCGAAUAUACCCAUAAUAGGAUUCCCGAAUAAG
Messenger RNA from Drosophila guanche, 5181 nucleotides. Its product is annotated as rho GTPase-activating protein gacU. The record is from RefSeq and is a predicted model, not a curated record. The transcript has 8 exons. Gene Ontology annotation, biological process: sex determination; alternative mRNA splicing, via spliceosome. Gene Ontology annotation, cellular component: ribonucleoprotein complex. Gene Ontology annotation, molecular function: RNA binding. NCBI's taxonomy places the organism in Eukaryota, Metazoa, Arthropoda, Insecta, Diptera, Drosophilidae.